Messenger RNA from Rotaria sp. Silwood1, 804 nucleotides. Lineage: Eukaryota; Metazoa; Rotifera; Eurotatoria; Philodinida; Philodinidae. The record is from the annotation of a GenBank genome assembly.
AUGCGUCCACCAUCUUUACUUCGUAUUACAACGAAUCCAGCUGAAUGGUUAUCUUCCACUGAUCAAGUUCUUCUUGCAAAUAUUUUCAAUGCAUAUGAAAACACUUGUAUAGUAGCAAGAAAUACAACCUUACAAAAUUUCCCUGCUGUUCAACAUACAUCUAUACAUGGAUUUGUCAAUGAAAUGUCUUCUGAAUUCCAAGUGUCUAUAGAAUAUUUAAAACUUGUACCUCAAUUUAAUAAUCUCAUCUUGGAUGAUAGAAUACGUCUUAUAAGAAAUCAUAUCGGUACGAUAGUUCAUAUAAAUGAACCUUUAAUGCAUCCAGUGGCACCUGUUAAUCUUGUUAUCACAUGGACUAAUAUUUUCAGUCUUGAUAUAACCAAACGUUUAUUAACACGUCAUGAAAUUAUUGAACAAUAUCUUUUUGAUCCUAUUAUAUUAAGAGUUGUUCUCAUUAUUCUUGUACUUUCAAGUAGUAAUUGUAGAAAUAUUGAUCAUACAGAUAUGGAUCUUAUUUGUGAUGAUUCAUUAUCUAUAUUUGCAGCUCAAAAUAUAUAUAUUGAACUAUUAUGGAAAUAUCUUCUAUCACGUUCACCAAAUGAAAAAUCUGCAGUGAAAUUUUUCAAUAAAUUAAUGAUGUAUAUAUUAUUUGCACAAAAACUUCAUUUGGAAAUAGAUGAUUAUGUUGAUAGUUUAAAAGAUGAAAUCCAACAAAUGGAACCAAUGAUGCAAAGCAUGUGGCCAAGAACAGAUGAUCAAGAAGAUAUGCAUGAUAUGACUAUAGCUCAGGAUAUUACUUUGUGA